CUGAGGAAAGAAAGCGAACAAAUGCUCUGGGCCCUAGCCCCUGCCCUAGCCAUGGCUCCUGGGGCUCCCUCUUCCAGUCCCAGUCCUAUCCUGGCUGCGCUACUCUUCUCUUCUUUGGUGCUAUCCCCAGCCCAGGCCAUUGUGGUUUACACGGACAGGGAGGUCCAUGGUGCUGUGGGCUCCCAGGUGACCCUGCACUGCUCCUUCUGGUCCAGUGAGUGGGUCUCAGAUGACAUCUCUUUCACCUGGCGCUACCAGCCUGAAGGGGGCCGAGAUGCCAUUUCGAUCUUCCACUAUGCCAAGGGACAGCCCUACAUCGACGAGGUGGGGACCUUCAAAGAGCGCAUCCAGUGGGUAGGGGACCCUCGCUGGAAGGAUGGCUCCAUUGUCAUACACAACUUAGACUACAGUGACAACGGCACUUUCACUUGUGAUGUCAAAAACCCUCCAGACAUAGUGGGCAAGACUUCUCAGGUCACACUCUAUGUCUUUGAAAAAGUGCCCACUAGGUACGGUGUAGUGCUGGGAGCUGUGAUCGGGGGUAUCCUCGGGGUGGUGCUGCUGCUGGUGCUGCUUUUCUACCUGGUUCGGUACUGCUGGCUACGCAGGCAAGCGACCCUGCAGAGGAGGCUCAGUGCCAUGGAGAAGGGGAAAUUUCACAAGUCUUCCAAGGACUCGUCGAAGCGUGGGCGGCAGACGCCAGUGCUGUAUGCCAUGCUGGACCACAGCAGAAGCACCAAAGCUGCCAGCGAGAAGAAGUCUAAGGGGCUGGGGGAGUCUCGCAAGGAUAAGAAAUAGCGGUUAGCGGGCCGGGCAGGGAGGCGGGGGUCAGGGGCGGAGUCCUCCAAAGGCGCUCAGGUGGUGGUCAUUGAGAUGGAGCUUCGGAAGGAUGAGCAGAGCUCGGAGCUCCGGCCUGCUGUCAAGUCCCCCAGCAGAACCAGCCUCAAGAACGCCCUCAAGAACAUGAUGGGCCUGGACUCGGACAAGUGAUCACCAUCCUCCAGGCCCUGCCAGAGCAGGGGGACCUAGGCUCCUCUUAGCCCCUGUCUAGGUGCUUUCCUCUUGCUCCCCAGCCCUGCCCUGCCCUCACCUCCCAUUGAGAUGUAAGUUUUAUUGCAAAAUUCAUUCCCAAGCACUUGUAUUCCUUCCUCACUUUUACCCCCUUGGCUUUCUGGAAGCCUGGGAACUAAUCCUACCCCUCACCUGCCCCAAAGGCUGUGUGUUUGGUGCCUGUCACUCAGGCACCGAGAAGAAAGGGACCUUGAUAGCCUCUGUCCCAACUCCAGAUGGUCUGGCCUUCCCAUCCCCUGCGCCCCAGCUGACUCCCUGGCUCUUUCCUGUCCCUCCCUUCCUUCCCUUGGGUGCCCAGCUCCAUUCUCUGCCACCAGCUAACACCCACAGCAUCCAGAUCAGACUCCUUCUUCAGGGUUUAUUUAGGUUGUUUAUUAUUUUUUAUUUUUAAUCCAUUCUUUUGUUUACCUGAGCCCAUGCCCCCAUGACUGAGGUCCAAUGACGUCAUGUGGCUUUUGCAGUUCCCCAUACCCCACUAUGUCUUUUUAUGGAGAUCCAACCAGUCCAAGCAGAGGAGCCCUGAUCCUCAGACUUCAGCUACAUGAUUGCUGCCCUCUGACCACUCCUGAACACUGUGCUGGGACUCAAGAUCUUGGGGAAGGAGAGUGAGGGAAUGGAUCCUCACAGAUUAGGGGUAGAAAGAAGGGGAAAAAUGAGCCUUAAGAAAUGGUUUUAAAAUAAUCAAAUAGAAAGCAGGAAAAACAAAUGGGAAAUGGGGGAGAAAGGAAGAGGCUGUACUCCCAGCCCCAGGGGAUUCUUAGGAUUUUUCUACAUUCUGUAUAUUUCUUCUUCCACCUGUCCUUAAAUGUUUAAUAAACACUGACAUUUCCA
This is a messenger RNA of Nannospalax galili (Upper Galilee mountains blind mole rat), 1902 nucleotides long. RefSeq names its product myelin protein zero (gene Mpz). The record is from RefSeq and is a predicted model, not a curated record. Gene Ontology annotation, biological process: myelination. Bases 22 to 798 code for a protein of 258 amino acids. Gene Ontology annotation, cellular component: membrane. The transcript is spliced from 7 exons. Lineage: Eukaryota; Metazoa; Chordata; Mammalia; Rodentia; Spalacidae.